Gossypium raimondii (Peruvian cotton) is the source of this 901-nucleotide messenger RNA. Its product is annotated as 17.3 kDa class I heat shock protein. The coding region runs from base 132 to 605 and encodes 157 amino acids. The record is from RefSeq and is a predicted model, not a curated record. NCBI's taxonomy places the organism in Eukaryota, Viridiplantae, Streptophyta, Magnoliopsida, Malvales, Malvaceae. Gene Ontology annotation, biological process: protein complex oligomerization; response to hydrogen peroxide; response to heat. The transcript has a single exon.
UAUGAGAAAGUGCUAGAUUCUUGUCUGCUUAUAAAUACUGAGCAGGCCUGCGCAUCCUACCUCAACAAAAAAGAAGUUGAUUCCAAGCGAUUUCAUCAGCAUUCAGCUACUCUUUGUCAAGAAAUAAAGAUAUGGCGAUGAUCCCAAGUUUGUUUGGCAAUCGUAGGGGCAGCAGCAUCUUGGAUCCUUUCUCUCUGGACCUUUGGGAUCCUUUCAAGGACUUACCAUUCCCUUCUUCACUCACAACUCGUAACUCGGAAAACUCUGCUUUCGUGAACGCCCGGAUGGACUGGAAAGAAACCCCUGAAGCCCAUGUGUUCAAGGCUGACCUCCCUGGCCUCAAGAAAGAGGAAGUGAAAGUGGAGAUUGAAGACGACAGGGUGCUUCAAAUCAGUGGUGAGAGGAAUGUGGAGAAGGAAGACAAGAACGACACCUGGCACAGGCUUGAACGUAGCAGUGGGAAGUUCAUGAGGAGGUUCAGGCUGCCUGAGAACGUGAAGAUGGAUCAGGUGAAAGCUUCCAUGGAUAAUGGGGUUCUUACUGUCACUGUUCCUAAGCAGGAAGUGAAGAAACCUGAUGUCAAAGCCAUCGAGAUUUCGGGUUGAAAGCUUUGAAAAUUGUUCUAUAAUGAUUUCUCGACUUGUGCUAAAAAAGAACCUGAUUUCUAUUGGAGUGUGAUGCUGUUGGGAAGAUGUUUGUUUGUUGGAAAAAUUUUAAUGUCUAGCCUGCUAAUAAAGUAAAAGGCUUUUAAACUCGUAUAACUUUCUUCUUCUUCCUCCGUAGCUUUCUAUCUAAUCUCAUUUCCUUCCGCAUUCACAAUUAGUCUAGAAUUGUAUUGGUACCAACGACCAAUCCACAUGAUUGCGUGAACAAUAACAUUUCGCAAGUAGCUAUUUAUGGA